GCGUCGAUCUCGGCGGUGGGUUGUCGGGAAGUUUCGUUUUUAUGAGGUUUUUACAACAAGUUCAACAAUUCUCUUCCGUCUGCGAGGACGAAAACAACGACGACAACGCGAGAUUAGGAUCUGAUAAUCAUAACAACGACAAGGUAAAACAUAUUAUUAAUAAAAGAGAUUAUAGAAGAGAUAAUCACGAUUCUUGUUUCAUGGCGGAUCAAGAAGAGCCAAGAACUAAUUAUGGGUCAAGCUCCAAGGACAAGACCAGCAACAACGGCGACACCACUAACCCUAACACCAACUCCGGUACCGAUAUUAACACCCAUGACGAGAUAAAAGAAGAAGGCUGGCUCCGGCUAGGCAUAAGCGGCCAAACCAGUGAGGCCAAACCGGAUGAGAAAACCGGCCUUGAUCACCUCAGUGUUGAUCAUCAAGCCGAUCCGACAGCUGUGAGAGAAGAUUCAAUGCUACAGCUUAACCUUUUGACUGGCGGUUCGAGCAGAUUCCCCGGUCAAGAAGACGUUCCACUUGCAACGUUGCCUCUUGCCAACACCAGUUUUAGGAUUGGACCGUCUUUGUCGCAUCAAUAUCAUCAUCAUCAAGCCGGAGGGAUGAUGAGUCGGGUUAUGUUUCGGACAGGACGUGAAGAAAUGCUCGAUUCUUGGACAGCGUUUAGACCGCCUUUUGUUCCGCAGAAUCUAACGCCGUCUCCUUCCUUGAUGAUGCCAUUGAUGGGUUCUUACUUCACUCCUUCGACGAUUCAGCCGCCAUUAAUGGGGACGUCGAGUUACACCGACGUUUCGCCCAGUCCAAUUAGAUCGAGUUUUAGAGUCAUCGAACCUCCGAGGAGACCUCAUUCCGGCCUUUGGUUCGUCCUUCAAGCUUCACAAAACCAGGCUAGAGAGCCGUUUUUGCCUCAGAUACCGAAGAGCUACUUGAGAAUCAAGGACGGCGGGAUGACGGUUCGACUGUUGAUGAAAUAUUUGGUGAACAAGUUGCAAUUGGAGCACGAAUCCGAGCAGAUAGAGAUAAGAUGCAGAGGACAGCAACUCGAGCCAGUGUUGACACUGCAACAUGUGAGAGACACGAUUUGGAGAUCAUCUGCCGCAAUACAAGACAUUAACUCUUCCUCUCACUUCGCUUUGCUUCCAAGCUCGUCAACCUCUCAUCAUCUCAUGGUCCUUCAUUAUGGUAGGAGCCUUUUUUAAUUAUUAUUUUCAUUUUAUUUAUCAUCAAAAAAUGACAUCCAUUAUUAACACCCCCCACCUUCUUCAAUUGUUUAUUACCUCCUUUUUUUUU
Tarenaya hassleriana is the source of this 1290-nucleotide messenger RNA. RefSeq lists its product as uncharacterized. NCBI's taxonomy places the organism in Eukaryota, Viridiplantae, Streptophyta, Magnoliopsida, Brassicales, Cleomaceae. Gene Ontology annotation, biological process: multicellular organism development. The coding region runs from base 42 to 1199 and encodes 385 amino acids. The record is from RefSeq and is a predicted model, not a curated record. The transcript has 4 exons.